AUGUCCGACGACGGUCCGCUGCUCAUCCGGCCUGUGCCUCGGCGGCCCUUCACCCUCAGCCGGCAGAGCGCGACGCCCACCACCGACGACGAGCCCUCGACACCCGACGCCGCCGCCGCCGCCUCCUCCGCCUCCGGCCCCGCGACCGCCGCGAUCGGCACCACAUCCUCCCCCGGCCUCAUGCACAACCACCUCACCGCCGCCCUGGCCGCCUGGAGCCGGAGCGGCGACGCCUCGGAGCAGGCGUCGCCCGCCAUCAGCCGCCCGGCCUCCAUCAUGAACCUCACCUCAUCCACCCUCUACGGCAUCUACUCCCCGACAGCCGGCGGCGGCCGCGAUCGCGACGACGUCGAGGACUCGCCCUGGGGCAUGGGCGCGCAGACGCCCAUCCGCCGUCCCGACAUUGACGAGCCGACGUUUGCGCUCAUGCGCGAGCGUUCGCACCUCGACCGCCGCCGCCGCCGGUCCUCGUACAAGGGCGCCGACCUGCCCCGCGUCCCCGCGCCGCACCUGAGCAGCGCCCAGGUCGCGGCGCGCACGGCCGUGCUCUUCAUACUCGGCCUGGGGUACGGCGCGCUCGUCACGCGUCUGCACGACCAGGACCAGGGCGUCGCGACAGCCGAGGGCCUGGUGGAGCCCGGCUUCAACUCGACGUAUCUCGGCGCCUGGGGCGUCGCCGGCGUGGUGCUCGGCUCGCUGCUGCCCUGGUUCGAUGGUGUCUGGGAAGAGCGGUUCGGCGCGUCUGACGAGGAGGAAGAGGAGGACUGCGCCGUGGCAGACGGCGAAAACGCACCCAGCAAGGCGGUUGACACGGGAUUGGACUCGGCGCUGGUUAUGCGCGCCAUUGGCGCUUUCGUGGGCAUUGUUUUUGCCAUUAGGAAACUCGCCUGGGACUCGACCUUUCAAAUUUCGGCCACGUUGGCCCUCGCCAACCCGCUGCUCUGGUGGCUCAUUGACCGGUCCAAGCCCGGGCUCCUGCUGUCCGCGGGCGUGGGCCUGGUGGGCUCUCUCCUGCUCCUCGGCAUAAGCCCCGACAUGAUGCCGACGCCGUCUCUGCAGAUACUGCGCAACGCUGCCGCUGCCGCUGCCGCCGCCGCUGCCAACGGCAACACCACCGCGACGGCGGCACCCGGCGCGCUCGUCGCCCACAACCAGACCAUCGAGACCGGCGUGUGGAUGCUGAGCGUGCUGUUUUGCAGCUGCCUCUGCUUUGGCAACAUUGGGCGACGCCUGUUUCUGGGACGCUCUGCAGCGGGCAGGGGCCGUUGGGGCGGCGUGCGAUGA
Akanthomyces muscarius is the source of this 1284-nucleotide messenger RNA. RefSeq lists its product as uncharacterized. Gene Ontology annotation, cellular component: endoplasmic reticulum. The record is from RefSeq and is a predicted model, not a curated record. Gene Ontology annotation, biological process: sterol biosynthetic process. The transcript is spliced from 2 exons. Lineage: Eukaryota; Fungi; Ascomycota; Sordariomycetes; Hypocreales; Cordycipitaceae. Bases 1 to 1284 code for a protein of 427 amino acids.